Dimorphilus gyrociliatus is the source of this 1772-nucleotide messenger RNA. The record is from the annotation of a GenBank genome assembly. Lineage: Eukaryota; Metazoa; Annelida; Polychaeta; Dinophilidae.
CAAAUAUAGUUGAGCAGUUAGUACUGACACCUACAAUUCUUUGAUCUUUCAAUGUCAACGAACAUUUACAAAGAUUGUGAUAAGAUCUUGAGAAUCAAUAGCUGCUGAGGGAAAAUAAACUCGACUUUUGUAAAAUUCGCGUAGUUCUUUAUUCCGUUUAAAAUGAGCCAAAAAAGUUUCACCUAUUACAAAUGGAUAACAUUUGUAUCAAUGUAUUCUGGAUACUUCCUAUACAUAUUGGACAGGAAAGCUUUCGCUUUUUGUAUGCCUGCAAUCAUGCAACAAUUAUCUUUCGGAGAAAAUGAACUUGGUAAAGAUUCUUUGAAGCCCGUCAAAAUUAAACAUAAUCAAUUAUAUAAUUAAGCUAAGAAAAGUUGAUUUUUUACAUUUUGAAUUUGUUUAAAAAGAAGAAAAGAAUAGCUUGAAUUAUAAAAGAAUUGUAAAAAAAAUUGUUUAAUAAUAGGUCUAUUGGCAAGUUCGCAGAAUAUUGCUUAUACGAUAAGUAAAUUCAUUGGAGGAAUCCUUGCGGAUCGAUAUAGUUGCAGAUGGCUGUUUGCUUUCGGCCUUUUCCUUAACGGCUUUAUUAUUGUCAUGUUUACAGCAUUUGAAAAUAUUUACGUUCUAACGCUCAUCAUGUUUGUCAAUGGUUUGGCUCAGGGUUUUGGUUGGCCUGCGGCUGCAAAAAUGCUUAAAAAUUGGUUCUCGCCUACCGAACUCGGUACAUGGUGGAGUAUUUUGUCAUCUUCAAUGAAUAUUGCAUGCAGUGUAGGUCCUAUAGUAGCAACAUAUCUCAUCGGAAUUUACGGAUGGAAAUCAUUUUUCUAUAUUAUUGGUGUUUUCUCUGUUUUGUUAACGCUUUCAACAAAGUUUUCUCUGUUCGACAAACCCCAAGAUUUUGGCUAUAAGCCUAUAGUUAAAGAUCAAACUACAAAACAAGGAAGAGGCUCUUUCAAAGAUUUACUAACAAAUCGUUUAAUGUGGAUUGUUGGCUUCUGCUAUAUGAACAUAUUUUUAAUUCGCACAGCUGUCCUAGAUUGGGGCCAACUAUUCUUUAUACAAGAUAAGAAACAAUCGGCAUUAGUUGCUAGUUCCUACGUCAGUUCUCUAGAGAUCGGUGGAUUUUUUGGUUCAAUUGUUGCCGGAUAUGCUACCGACAAGGCCGUAUCGGCAUACGGUAAAUCAACGAAAUUUGGAAGCACUAGAAUGAUUGCAACCCUAAUUGGCUGGAUUGGAACAAUAACUUUCUUGCAUUUGACAGUCUUUUUAGUAAAUAAAGAUUCUUCCCAACUGUUAAUAUGGACUUUGGGUCUUUUAUUGGGAGCGGCUGUCUAUUGUCCAAUCAACUCAUACGGUGUAGUUGUCAUUGAAGCAUCACCUUCGCAUCUAUCUGGAACAGCUCAUGCUCUUGUAGGAUUUGCAGCAAACAUUGGAGGAGUAAUGGCUGGCUUACCUUUAAGCUCGUACGCAAAGUAUUACGCAUGGACUGGAUCUUUUAUCUUGUUAGAAAUUAUCGGAGUUAUUACAAUAAUAAUUUGCGCAAUAGCUCUGAGAAAUGUUAAAUAUUCAACUGUUAAUAUGAAGAAAAAGGAUGAAUAAAUAACAAUAAAUUUUAUUAGGUAACAUAGACAAUAUAGAACAAAAGUAUCUAGUUAAGAAGGAAAUAAUAAAGAAUAUCUAUCUAUUAAGCGUAAAAGAGAAGCUAAGAAUAUCGUCAACCUUACCAGAUAAUUUCUCCUUACUGUUUUGUUUAACGCAAUUUAGAUAAAUCAGGA